Molecule: messenger RNA, 1392 nt
Organism: Perca fluviatilis (European perch)
Lineage: Eukaryota; Metazoa; Chordata; Actinopteri; Perciformes; Percidae
Gene: grpel1
Product: GrpE-like 1, mitochondrial
Exons: 4
Coding region: 86-709 (207 amino acids)
Biological process (GO): protein import into mitochondrial matrix; protein folding
Cellular component (GO): PAM complex, Tim23 associated import motor
Molecular function (GO): adenyl-nucleotide exchange factor activity; protein-folding chaperone binding; protein homodimerization activity
Source: RefSeq, a predicted model, not a curated record
CUGCCGCCUGCCGUCAUCAUUGUGCGUCCCUUCGUGCCUCAGCGCUCCUCCAAUACAUGUUCAGCGUGUGUUACAGUCUGAAAAAAUGGCGAGCUGGUGUGUGCGGGCAGUGAGACAGAGCUACUCAAUUGUAUCUUCGCCAGCGCUGAUAAGAGCGUCUCCACGAUUGUUAUGCACGGCCACCCAGCAGAAGAACGGCCACGGGUCAGAGGAGGAGGCUGAGAAGCCGGAGCAGAGUGCAGCAGAGACCCAGCUGGAGGAACAGCUCAAAGACAUGACGGAAAAGUACAAGAGGGCCUUAGCCGACACGGAGAACCUCAGGACCAGGAGUCAGAAGAUGAUCGAAGAUGCUAAACUAUACGGGAUCCAGGGCUUCUGUAAGGACCUGCUGGAAGUGGCCGACAUCUUAGAGAAGGCCACGGAGAGCGUGCCCAAGGAGGAGGUGACGAGCCAGAACCCCCACCUGAAGAACCUGUACGACGGCCUGGUGAUGACCGAGGUCCAGAUCCAGAAGGUCUUCACCAAGCAUGGCCUGGUCAAGCUCAACCCCGACGGGCAGAAGUUUGACCCCUACGAGCACGAGGCCCUCUUCCAUGCCCCCGUGGAGGGCAAGGAGCCCGGCACCGUCGCCGUAGUAACCAAAGUGGGCUACAAGCUUCACGGUCGAACCCUCAGGCCAGCAUUGGUGGGCGUGGCCAAAGCCUCCUAGAAGUGCUGACGCGACUGUGACCAAGCGGGAUCAGCUCGGUUGCCCUGAGUGCUGGACGAGCUCGGGUCCAGCACGCUGGUCCAGGCUCAAAAGAGACGGGAGCCCAACUGAACCGAACUUUAUAUCCGGACGGUAUCCACCCAGUUUUUAACAGACGCAUUUACACACACGCUUUGUCUGGCUCACAGUCCUUCCAAUAGAAUUUCAGUGUCAGAGUCAGUUAAUCUUAACGAAAGAGAAAUAUGAUGUUUCAGAAAAAGUUAAAACAAGUGACCGUAAACCCCCUCUAAUGUUUUGGGUGAGCUAUGAUGUAAAAUUCAUCCCCAUAAAGCUGAUUCUGAACUGCUGGGAUCAUUCCGGACUUUUGCUAAAGCCCUAAUAAUGUUAUAAUAACUUGACUCCUGUCCUGUUUGUGAGUUGUGUUUUCAUUCUGUGAAUAUAGCAGGGAACCGUACUUGAGGAGUUAAAGAAAAAUUGCACUUUGUACGGAGUUCCUUCUGAGUAAAAAACAUCUUUUCCUUGUUUAUUUUUGGAUGCGAUCAGGCUCCGGUAAGACCGCGUCGGUAAUUGUAAGGUUCUCACGCUUCGAAUUGGCUCAGUGGUGCCUGACGGUGAUGUCACAUCUUAUCUGUAAACCAUUGGGGUAAUUACGUCACGGCAUCAGAUUAAACUGAUUAAAGCAG